This is a messenger RNA of Penicillium alfredii, 1674 nucleotides long. Its product is annotated as cyclin family protein. The record is from RefSeq and is a predicted model, not a curated record. Bases 1 to 1674 code for a protein of 557 amino acids. Gene Ontology annotation, biological process: mitotic cell cycle phase transition; regulation of cyclin-dependent protein serine/threonine kinase activity. The transcript is spliced from 4 exons. Gene Ontology annotation, molecular function: cyclin-dependent protein serine/threonine kinase regulator activity. Gene Ontology annotation, cellular component: cyclin-dependent protein kinase holoenzyme complex; centrosome; nucleus. Lineage: Eukaryota; Fungi; Ascomycota; Eurotiomycetes; Eurotiales; Aspergillaceae.
AUGGAUGCGAAGCCACAGCGUAUUCGUGUCCGGGGGGACGAAAAUGUGCCGCCCUCCCUUCCGGCCAACAAGGCCAUUCAUCACCGUAACAAGUCGACCCCGGCGUUGAGCCUGGCCCACAAUGGAGCCAACAAUGGCGGGAGACAGGCCUUUGGGGAUAAAAGUAACCACAAGGAUGCCAUUCAAGUCAGUCGCGAUGACUGUGUACUGCUGAGCAAGUCCAACCAGCUGGAGAGCAAGCCCGGCUUGUCGCAGCCGGCGCAGCGGCCCAUGUCCAUGUCUGGCCUGAAGGGUCUGCUCAGUAAUGUGACUAUCAAGCCAAACCCUGCUGGCAAGGCUCAGCCCCAGAAGAACAAGCGCAGCAAUGAGGUCUACAAAGACCUGCCGCCUGUCGCAGAGAAGGAACCAUCCGAGGAAGUCAAGCCGACCGAGACUAGUGGCCCUGCCACCGCCCCGAUAGAAGAAGAUACCGCCUUGAAGGAGGAAGCUAUCGUGUUGAAGGAGGCGCCCGAGCAGGAGGAAUCGAUUGCCCCGACUGCAUCUGUCGUCGAUGCCUACACCAGCAAUACCACCUCCCACGCUGCGAGGUUUCCCCUCUCUCCUCCUCCUGAACCUGUGCCACCUCCGCAACCCGCUCACGACGAGGGUCACGAGGAUUCAGAGGGUGAAGACGAGUACGAGAUGUCUCAACCCACGCAUAUCGAGAAGAACGGCCGCAUCAUGACGGUCCUUUACCCGCGGAUGACGGUUCUCACCAAGCGAGAGCUGUUCCAGGCCCGAAAGCUUGUCAACGUUGUCCGCACCAGGGAGGACGUCGAGGAGGAGCUCUGGGAUACCAGUCUGGUGUCCGAAUACACCAAUGAGAUCUUCCUUCACUUGCGGAACACUGAGAUCAAACUGCUGCCCGUGUACAACUACAUGGCCAAGCAGACCGAAAUUGAGUGGCCGAUGCGCUCGCUCCUGAUGGACUGGCUGGUGCAGGUGCACUAUGACUUCGCGCUGUUGCCUGAGACCCUGUAUCUGACUGUCAACUACAUUGACCGUUUCCUCUCCCACAAAAUCGUCUCGAUGGGCAAGCUGCAGCUGGUGGGGGCCACUGCGCUCUUCAUCGCGGCCAAGUACGAGGAAGUCACGGCUCCCUCUGCUGCUGAUAUCUUGAUGAUGGUUGACAGCGGCUACACUGUGGAUGAACUCCUCAAGGCGGAAUGGUUCAUGCUGAACAUUCUGAAAUUUGACCUGGGAUGGCCCGGUCCCAUGAGCUUCCUGCGUCGCAUCAGCAAGGCGGACGACUAUGACUUGGAGACUCGUACUAUGGCCAAGUACUUCCUGGAGGUGGCCAUCAUGGAUGAGCGCUUUAUCUGCACCCCUCCGAGCUUUCUGGCUGCCUCGGCUCACUGCCUGGCCCGGCUGAUGCUUUUCAAGGGUCCCUGGACUCCGGAACAUGCCUUGUACAGUGGCUAUCUCUAUGCCCAGUUGAUGCCUGUCAUUCGCGCCCUGCUGGACUGCUGCCAGGACCCGAACACUCACCAUGGGGUGGUCUAUGCGAAGUACUGUGAGCCUCGCUUCGACUGCGUCGCCCACUUUGUGGAGGACAAGCUCGACACCGGCUUCUAUCUUCCUCCACAGACUGAACUGUCGGACCCUGCUCGCCUGGACCGGUUGGCCAACUAUUAA